Messenger RNA from Rhopalosiphum padi (bird cherry-oat aphid), 1345 nucleotides. RefSeq names its product mitochondrial coenzyme A diphosphatase NUDT8. Lineage: Eukaryota; Metazoa; Arthropoda; Insecta; Hemiptera; Aphididae. The record is from RefSeq and is a predicted model, not a curated record. The transcript has 2 exons. Gene Ontology annotation, molecular function: coenzyme A diphosphatase activity. The coding region runs from base 455 to 979 and encodes 174 amino acids.
CUUACACAUGUUAUAUAUCAUAUCAAUAUUGCACGUUUAAUAAUUAGUUUACACAAUAAAUAUUGCUGUAUUGACCUUUAAUAUAAAAUACAAUUUAAUUAACUUGAAGAAAUUCAUACCAAUUGUCAAAUACCAUAGUCACUAAUUGCUCAAUUAUAUUGUCUUAAUAUUGUGAUGUUCAUAAUUUUUACUUAAUAUUUAAAAAGUAAUAGUUAUAAUAAUAGGUAGUACAAAUAUUUAUCCUUUCCAUACUGCAUACAUUAAAUUUAAUUUUAUGGAAACAUAAACAUAUGGAAUGAGGAUAUUACUAUUUUAUAAUAACUUGUUUAAAAAUUAAUCAUAUUAUUUACUUUAAUAUUUUAUUAACAUAACUCAUAAGUAUAAAUUAAUUAAUAUUUUUUAAAAAACAUUCAUGACUAUACUAAAGUAAGUAACUUUUAAUACAAAUAUUGUAAUGCAGUCUCUACAAUUAAUAUGUUUUUCAAAACUUUCAAGAUUCUUAUCAAAUAGUUAUUCAUCUAGAACAGUACAUUUUAAUUCUCAUGAUAUAUUUUCUAAAGACAAUUCUUUAAAAUCUGUGAAAUGUUUAAAGUCGUUAUGUCCUGAACUGAACACUGAUGGUAAACGUCAAGCUGCUGUCCUUAUCCCAUUAUGUAUUGUUAAAGAUGAAAUAUCAUUAUUGUAUACAUUAAGAACAAAUAAUUUAAAAAGAAAUAGUGGCCAAGUAUCUUUCCCAGGUGGAAUGCGUGAAGCAGAUGAACAAUUACAAGAUACAGCAUUAAGAGAAUCUUGCGAAGAACUUGGAAUAAGUAAAACUAGUAUUGAUAUUUGGGGAAGUGGUAGAUUUAUUGUUUCUAAAGACAUAGCAAUUAUGCCAUUUUUAGGAAAUAUUGGUGUUAUAGAACCAGAUAAUUUAAAUAUUUGCAAUGAAGAAACAACAUUCAAACAGAAUAAUGAUGAUACCUGUUUACACAAAUGACUAUAAAAGAAUAUGGGGUAUGACUGCUUAUUUGACUUGGAUGGUAUUAAGAUCCAUUAUACCGGAGAAUUUCAAUCAAAAACUUAAUUCAUCAUUAAAUGGAAGAAAUUUAAAAGUAUAAUAAAUGUAUAAUUUAUUAGUUACCAUUUUAAGUCAUUAAUUUAGUAAUAAGAGUCAAAAUAAUUUAUUAUAUUAUUAUGUACACUAUUUUUAGCAUGUACAAUAGAUUUAAUAUCUGUAGUUAUAAUCAUAAUUUAACUUAUUAGUAAACAAAUUGUGAUACAAAUUUUUAAAGUGAAUUUUGGCAAUAUACAAUAUUUUUCUUAUACAUUUAUUUUAUAUUUAAUAAAUUUGAUUUUUUUAUUA